This is a messenger RNA of Tetranychus urticae (two-spotted spider mite), 915 nucleotides long. Lineage: Eukaryota; Metazoa; Arthropoda; Arachnida; Trombidiformes; Tetranychidae. The record is from RefSeq and is a predicted model, not a curated record.
AAUUUCUCCUUCAGAAAAUGUAAAUAGAGAGGAUCAUAAAGUUGGAAUUAUUGAUAUAUUAUCAAAUUUCAGAAUUUUCAUCAGCAUUUUCGUUACAUUGGUUACGUGCACGGUUAUUGGAUUUCUGGAUGUCGGUCUUGAGCCUCAUUUGAGAGAGUUUGCUCAACUCAGAUCAUCAACUGUUGGAGUUAUAUUCUUGGUUGCUGGUUUAUUUUAUGGAUUGACAACUUACCUCGUUGGCCUUAUAGUACCAAAAAUAAAAGACGUUACUUUCCUAAACAUUUUCGGCUUGAUUUUAUCUGGACUAGCCUUUGUCUUUAUCGGACCGAUGUAUCCUGUACCAAUAAAUCCGUCGAUUGCGUUGGUUAUAGUUUGUCAAGUUCUCUUUGGUAUCGGUUCUUCAGUUAGUUUGGUGUCCAACUUUUCACAAUCUAUGAGAGAGAAAGAUUUAUCAGAUAUGAAAGACGAUUCUGGAGCUGCAUCAAUAAUUAGCAGUUUAUUCAUCUCAAUCUUCUCAUUAGGAAGCGCGAUAGGUCCAAUAGUUGGAGGCCAAUUAGUAGCGAGAUAUAAAUUUGGUGAAGCCUGUACCUUUAUGGUAGGACUUAUAUCUGCAACGUUGCUUUUGGUUGUCCUGACAAUAAUUUUUCACAAGAGACCGUAUACAAUCGCAGAAUCGACACCACCAAGAGUAGUUGUCCAACGACUUGCGUCAACUCAGCAUCGUAAUAUCGUUAAAAUUAAGGAAGUGGAAUUCAAAAAAACCGCAAUGUGACCAAGUUUAAAAUUAAUAAACAUCUAACUAUCAAGACUUGAAGCCAAUCAAUUCUGGUUUCUCUACGACCUCAAGUAUACAUGUAUCAAACAGUAUUAGAUUCUAGAUGUAGAAGAAUAGAUUAAAAUGUUAUUUCCAAUGAA